Molecule: messenger RNA, 1257 nt
Organism: Acipenser ruthenus (sterlet)
Lineage: Eukaryota; Metazoa; Chordata; Actinopteri; Acipenseriformes; Acipenseridae
Product: brorin-like
Exons: 3
Coding region: 64-777 (237 amino acids)
Biological process (GO): negative regulation of BMP signaling pathway
Cellular component (GO): AMPA glutamate receptor complex
Molecular function (GO): protein binding
Source: RefSeq, a predicted model, not a curated record
UUCAUUUGCUCUUGUCACACUGUGUUCGCAGGCUGUACUGUCAGUGCUGUAAGAGUGAAAACGAUGCCGCUUGUUCACUUUCCUUCGCCGUUCCUGUGCGUUUUACUCCAAUUGAUCUUUCUAAGUUGUGCCAGCACGGCCCCUGCCGCUGAGUAUACUUCAAAAAGCGAGUCCGAGUACGAUUUCGGGGAUUACCGAGGGAAGUGGUGCCUGGAUGACCACGGAUUCGUGUAUAAUAUUGGAGAGACUUAUUACCCGGCUCCGACCGCUUGCCCCUGCACUUGCACCGAAGAGGGGCCCCUGUGCAUAAAGCCCCGGUGUCCGCGGGUUCACCCGCGCUGCACUCGGAUCAGCUUCAGGUCCUGCUGUCCAUACUGCGUGGCGGUAAGCAACGUCUGUGAGUAUGCAGGGAAGACGUAUAAGCUGCUGGAAGAGUUCACGAUAUCCCCCUGCGAACGAUGCCGCUGUGAAGCCAGCAGAGAAGUAUACUGCGUGGUUGCUGAGUGCCCAUCUCUCCAAUGUGUGGACCCAACAUACGAGCCUCACCAGUGCUGCCCUAUCUGCAAAAAUGGGUCGAACUGUUUCGCGGUAAACACCAUCAUCCCUGCGGGGCUGAGAGUGGAGGUGGACGACAUGACCGUGUGUUUCUGCUCACACAAGGACGGUACCUGGGAGACUCAGUACCAGGCCACCUGCGUAAAACGCGACCACGCAAACGGACGCCAGAUAGAGCAGAUGGAGACCCAAUUGCUCCGUGAGUCGGAAGAGAUACCAUAGACAUAGAGGAACACCUUACAGUGUCAAGUGACGUCAUACCUGCACUCCACAAUUCCCCACGGGAAUUCUGUCUCAUUGAAGAUAGAAGACAGACAGUUCAAAUACAGAAUUUAAACCUGAGGACUUUUUCACAAAUAAUUGUUUUAAUGCCGAUACUAGUGUAAAUCCUGCUCAAUAAUGUCUUAUUAAUAUGCUUUGCAUAAUCUAUCACGAGUGUUGAUAAGCAUGUAUGAAAUUAAGUUUACAGAGUGGAGUGGAUCUAAUUUAAAGGUGUCAGUAAUUGGAGAAUUAGCUGUGUAUGUUCCAAAUAAGGUCAAACGUAAUUCAGUAAUUGUUGCAAAUGGUACCAAAUCAUUAUUAAUGGAUGUUAUUAAUGUUGUUAUUGAUGUUGUUAUUAAUGUAAUGUUGUUAAUGUUAUUCAUGUAUGUUAUGAAUGUUGUUUUUGAAUAAUUUGGAUGAAAUAAAGGAAGAAUAAUUACA